Durotheca rogersii is the source of this 1194-nucleotide messenger RNA. RefSeq names its product mitotic spindle checkpoint component mad2. The transcript has 4 exons. NCBI's taxonomy places the organism in Eukaryota, Fungi, Ascomycota, Sordariomycetes, Xylariales, Xylariaceae. Bases 181 to 876 code for a protein of 231 amino acids. The record is from RefSeq and is a predicted model, not a curated record. Gene Ontology annotation, biological process: mitotic spindle assembly checkpoint signaling. Gene Ontology annotation, cellular component: cytoplasm; nucleoplasm; kinetochore.
CGGCUAUCUUAUCGUCUAGGUAUCUUAUCAAUUGUACCUAUUAUCCAAGCCACGACCCGCUCCUUGUAGGUAAGCCAUCACCCCGCCAAACCCAGCAUCACAAGUAAACAAAUCUGGACACUUUCUCUCCGCUCCCUUCCCAAUCCAAUCAACUCCGUUAACAGCGAAGACUCGAUCGCGAUGGCCCCCCCCGCACCCGAAAAGGAGAAGUCCAAGGUCCACAAGCUGUCCCUCAAGGGAAGCGCAAAGCUUGUGGCCGAAUUCUUCCAAUACUCGAUCCACACGAUAUUAUUCCAGCGAGGCGUGUAUCCGGCCGAGGACUUUGCCGCUGUCAAGAAGUAUGGCCUGAACAUGCUCGUAUCGGCCGACGACCAGGUCAAGGCGUACAUCAAGAAGAUCAUGUCGCAGCUGGACAAAUGGAUGCAGCACGGGAAGAUCAGCAAGCUGGUGAUCGUGAUCACGGACAAGGACACAGGCGAGCACGUCGAGCGCUGGCAGUUCGACGUGCAGAUCUUUGGCGGCGCCAAGGCCAAGAAGUCCAAGUCCGCCACCGCCGCCGCGGGGGCAAACCAGGAGAACACCGACGCCACCGCCGCCGCGCCCGCGCCCGAGGCCGCCAAGACCGAGGCCGAGAUCCAGGCCGAGAUCGCGGCGCUGUUCCGCCAGAUCACCGCCUCCGUCACCUUCCUCCCCCAGCUGGCCGGCGACUGCACCUUCAACGUCCUCGUCUACGCCGACGCCGACAGCGACGUCCCCGUCGAGUGGGGCGACAGCGACGCCAAGGAGAUCGUCAACGGCGAGCGCGUCCAGCUGCGGGGCUUCAGCACCGCGAACCACCGCGUCGACACGCUGGUGAGCUAUCGUCUGGGCGAUUGAGGGCGCUCUCGUGCGCGGGAGAAGAAGAGAGAUGUCACGACCCAUAUAGAGGUAAAUAAGCGAGCGGGCGGGGUUUGGCUGUAUUAUAGGAGGGUAAUACACCGGGUGCGCAGAAGAGCGUAUCUUUCUUUGGCGUUCUGGGAUCUGCCGGGGCUAGGGGGUGGAUAUUACUAUGGCACGCUGUGCUUUACCAUGUGCCCGUACCUGCUCUGAGCCGUGAGCGGUGAUGGUCUAGAUUUGCGAUGAAUUCGGUCACAUACGAUUGACGGAUAAUGACUGUAGCUUAGAAGAAAGUCGAGGAUCGGUGAGACGAAAUGG